Messenger RNA from Penicillium olsonii, 4446 nucleotides. The record is from the annotation of a GenBank genome assembly. NCBI's taxonomy places the organism in Eukaryota, Fungi, Ascomycota, Eurotiomycetes, Eurotiales, Aspergillaceae.
AUGAACAGCAGAGACCGUCCCCGUGGGCCUCCGCAGGCACCCCCGCCAAAUCGUGGCCCUGGUCCCCAAUCCGACUCAAACUCCAGCCCCAGCACUAUGACAAGAGGGGUCGCCUUCGAAGAUGAGAAAGUGCGGAUUAUCAAGAGCUGUUAUGCGAAAAAAGACGAAGAUGGCAACCUGCUCGAAUCCUACAUCACCCAUGUCCGCAUCACAGAAGACGCAACACAUCCAUCAAGUCCCUUCCCUCCGAACGGCCCCCCGGAGAAUAGGAAACCUCGUCUCAUUAUAAUAUCGGUGCGAAAGUCAGGCCGAGUCCGUGUACACAAAGCCCGAGAGAAUGCCGAAGGUACUUUCUCCAUUGGAAAGACCUGGAUGCUCGAAGAUUUGUCCGCAAUCCAGUCAUAUGCCUCCUUUGUACCGAGGACGCAGGGUGAGCAGCAGCAGAAGGAAUGGGCUUCCAACUGUGGGUUCACCGUCACCAUUGGAAAACCAUACUACUGGCUUGCGAGAACCUCCAAAGAGAAAGAAUACUUCAUCGGGAGCCUGGUCAAAAUCUAUAGAAAAUACACCAAUGGGAAUAUGCCAACCCUGGUUGGGUUUGAUGAUACGGAACGACAACUGCUGGCAAGACACGGCCAACCGCAGGGCAGGCCCCCAGGGGCCCCAGGUCCUCCGGGGCCCCAGGGCGGUCCGCCCCCAAGGGGCCCUGGCCCAAUGCCCCCGGGAGCCGAAGGUGCGAUGCCGCCGUCACUGCAGCCCUCUUACAGAGGCCGCGAGCCAAGUCGCGAUGUGCCUCCGGAAGUCAGAAGAAAGCCAUCCGAAGACCCCGCUGCGCGGGCUCGAAGCCGAGAUCAGGCGUCCCGGCCGUCGACUGGUUCUCGACCAUCUACCGGGCAUGGUAAACCGGCACCCUCACCCUUUGACUUGCAUAAAUCACCCCCUGCCUCGCUUUCCCCCGCGCCCCCAGAGCAACCGCCGCCCCGCGCACCCGAGCGGAAUGCAGCAAACACAAAGACACCCGUUUCCCUACCAGAAUCUAGGGCCAAAGAGAAGCCUCUUGCCAUUUCUACGAAUCUUGAGCCCAGCUUUACCGGGGUUCCAGAUGGACUCCGGCCAGGGUCUUCUCGCAGCCAGGAGCGUGGUCCCAGAUCUCCAGCUCUUGGUCCCCAUUCAGGUCCAAAUAAGGGUCUAGAAUAUAUGCGCAGCGCCGAUGGGCUUCGGCCAACGACAGCCGGCUCGUCUAACAGUGACAUUCGGGAAACGGGGCCACGCCCGGCGCCUAGCUAUGGCCCCAAAUCGCCUCAACGCGAGGCCGGCGAAAAGGCACCAAGCUUCACCCCGCCGCCUUUGCCACAAGACAGAAGCGUACCCGACAGUCUAUCAGCUGGGGGUGCACCCCAUCAGCGAGAGCCCUCCUCGUCACCGGGUAUCGAGGGUUUGGCCGCAGAGCCUGCCGCUAUGUUCGCUGCGAACAUGCCGACAGAAGAGCCGCCAAAGCCCCCUGAUGCAACUCCGCCUGCCGAGAUUACUUCUCCGGUUGAGCCCUCGUCGCAGGCGUCUCCGGUGUCAACCGAUGAGCCGGGUGAGUUUGAACCUCAUCGCCCUGGCCUCGGGCCUAUGGUCAAGAAAAAGGCCGGCAAGGACAUCGCGGGCGCGUGGAAAAAGGCCGCCACCGCGGCCGGUGCCUUCAAGCCUAGAGCAGGUGGAGCUGGUGAGCGUCUGCUACAAGCCGCCAAAAAGCAACAGGCUGAAGUGGUUGGGCCCGAUGGCAUCACUGGCGUUGUGCCAGCACCUUCUCUCAAUAGGUCGGCGACCGAUCCUCCGCAGAGUCCAGUGGGGGCAAAGCCCGAUCAAGAUCUCCAAUUACCGGCCCCCGUAGUCGCACCUGCACCGACACCUUCGCCGGCAGCUAUACCUAUACCACCUUCAGGGCCGGAAACGCCGACUGUCGAGAUCACCGAACCAGCUCUCGAGGAUAGGCAGGUGGCGCUGGUCGAAACGCCCGAAGUAUCGCAAGAGAACCUCACGGAUGUGGUUGUUAAGGUUGAAGAUCGUUCGAGAACACCAUCCCCUGCCGCCCAAGGACGCCGGCGGAGACACCGUGAAGACCAUACUGUGAAAUACUGCCAAGCCCUCGGUAUUGACCCUCGUGUUCUCGAUGGACGUGGCAUCGAUUUCGAUGAUAUCCUCACCGACUUGGGCUGGAAUGGACGGUUGGCGGAUGAACAGAAGAUUGAAGAUCUCGAAGCAGAUGUUCGCCGUGAAAUCGGCCGUGUCGAAGCAACCAGCUGGCUUGGAAACCUCGAACAACAGGAAGGAAAGGUUGAACAACUCGCGAGCCUAAUUGACCGAACGAUUGAGGAGUGUGAUGAGCUGGAUGGUCUAUUGACCCUUUACUCCCAUGAACUCAACACUCUUCACGAGGAUGUUGCUUAUAUCGAAGCCCAGGGCCAGGGUUUGCAAGUGCAAACAGCAAACCAGAAGCUCCUCCAAAACGAGCUGCAAAAUCUCUUGAAGACGCUCUCAAUCUCAUCAUCCGAGCUUGGUCCUCUGAAAGAGGCUUCUUUGAGUAAUCCCGAUGGGCUCAGGGAUACUGAGAACGCUCUCUCGACGCUGUAUAAGGCCAUGCUCAUGAUUGAUUCUGACAUUGGUCAAAACAAGAGACGCCAGGUCGAUGCAAGCGUUGGUGUAUAUGCAGAUACCGAAAUCGGCCAGAUGCGAGCAAUCAAGCAAAAGAAGGAAGAAUAUCGCUCCACGGCAAUCCUGUUCCUUAACAGGCUGAAGCAGUUCAUGGCUCUCGCUUUCAAAAUGGCAGAGCAAAAGCGUGCGGACGCCGCGGCCAGUAGUGCGAAGGACCAGAUGAAGCUGGACACCGUUGCUCGAGGACAUUUCCGCCAAGAAGUUUGGCGAUACAGUGCCAUCAUGCUUUUCGCCAAGGAGGUCAGUAUGACUGAAUGGCACAGUCUGGUUGGGCUUUAUGAACAGCAGUCCAAGCCUUCAUACCAAAUCGACUUCCGGGAUAACAACGCAGCUUGGAAGAAAACCGCUCGCAAGCCAACGGGCGACGAACAAGAACUACUCUUUACUCACCAAGAGAAAGAGAAAGAGACCGAAGGUCUUACCAUGGCGGCCAGGAAACUCACGGUACGACGAGGCAAGACCGUACGGGCAGCCGCUGGGCUUCGGCUGGCCUCUGGUGGAGAGAAGAAGCAAGGGCGAGUCGAACCCUCUGAGGCGUUCUCUGGCACAUUGCGGGAGACACUGAAGAUGAUGGCCCAGGAGCAAAACUUUGUGAUUCAAUUCUUCCACCUCAACUCCCUUGCUAGUGCUGAGUUCUCUGAUAUCGUCUACUCGACGAUUCCAGAAAAUCGCAAUUGUCCCGAUUUCUCUGCCCCCCAAUCACACGACCCCGAUCGUGGUAUGGCAAAGCGAGUCGAGCAGAUAAUGGAUGAGAUUUACUCCUUCUGGCCGAACGACAUGCAAAGCAUGGUGGACUGGGCCAUGUCCGCCGAUCCUCUGCAGGGCAUUGGAAUCCUCCAUGCCCUAGAAACCUCCAUGGCCGACUUUGACGACACAAACCAAGAAUUCAUCCUUCAUUCUCUCCAAAAGCUUCACUCCCGCCUCAUGGGCCUAUUCAAUCGAUUCGUGGACGAACAGAUCCGCGGCAUUGAAGACACGAAGGUCAAAAUCAACAAGCGCAAGGGUGUUAUCUCCUUCAUGCGCGUGUUCCCCAAUUUCUCCAACGCUGUCGAAAGUAUGCUCUCCUCUCCCUCGGGCUCUUUCUGUGACAUUCGCAUCUGUGUAAACGAUGCGUACGACCGUAUUAACCGUGCCAUGUGGGAGUCCCUCAAGUUCAUCGCCAAAGAAGCCCCGGGCCAACCCCCGGCUGUCGCCGCCGGUGCUGGUGACCCAGAGGAUAAGGAAAUCCUCAACUACCACAUCCUUCUCAUUGAAAACAUGAACCACUACAUCGAGGAAGUGGACGUGCAUAACAUCCCCCCACUGGAGCGCUGGGUGGACCGCGCCCAUCAGGAUUUCCAGGAACACAUGAAGCUCUACUUGGACUCUGUGAUUCAUCGCCCGCUCGGGAAAUUGAUCGACUUCACUCAAAGUGUCGACAAUCUCCUUGCCGCGGGAGGCAACCCGGCGGACAUUGCGGGUCGGGCCAGCCAUUCUCGGAUGGUGGCGAAGAAGGUGCUCUCCGCAUAUGACAACAAGGAAGUCCGCCGCGGGAUCGAGAUGCUCCGGAAGCGGGUGGAGAAACACUUCGGAGAUGCCGAUGAUCCAGGUCUCAGUCGCAGUCUCGUUCUCAAGGUGUUGCGGGAGUGCGAGAAUCGAUACGAGCAAACGUACGAUCGGACGAAACGCAUUAUUGAGACGGUCUACGAGGGACAAUUAGAUCUGGACUGGCGCAAGGAAGACACGCUCAGCAUGUUCCGGAAAUGA